Molecule: messenger RNA, 2164 nt
Organism: Heterocephalus glaber (naked mole-rat)
Lineage: Eukaryota; Metazoa; Chordata; Mammalia; Rodentia; Bathyergidae
Source: RefSeq, a predicted model, not a curated record
GAAAAUCUCUAAGAGAGCAAAGACCCAGAGCAGGGGUCUCAGGCAGCAACCCACCAAUUCCCUGUGGCCUGAGGUGGAAAACCUUCCUAACACGACCUCGGAGGGUAAUUUAAUUGUCCUUUGAUGACUCUGGAUCUCACUCUGUCUCAGGCCACUGAAGAACAACAGUGACCCCUGGCCUACUGAUCUUCCCUGCAGCUCCAGCUCCUCCUGCCCAGAGCCAUGACCUUCUCGGACCUCUUGGAGCGCGUGGGCAGCAUGGGCCCCUUCCAGUACCUGCACAUAGUCCUGCUCAGCCUCCCGAUCCUUGGCAUGGCCAACCACAACCUGCUGCAGAUCUUCUUGGCCACCACCCCUGCCCACCACUGUCGCCCACCCCCCAACGCCUCCACAGGGCCCUGGGUGCCCCUCCUGGGCCCCAGCGGGAAGCCCGAGAAGUGCCUCCGCUUGGUGCACACACCCAACGCCAGCAUGCCCAACACCACCCAGGUGGCCACUGAGCCCUGCCUGGAUGGCUGGGUCUACAAUACCAGCAGGGACACCAUCGUGACAGAGUGGGACCUGGUGUGCGACUCUGCCAAGAUGAAGGAGAUGGCGCAGUCGGUCUUCAUGGCAGGCAUCCUGAUCGGAGGCCUGGUGCUGGGGGAGCUGUCUGACAGGUUUGGCCGCAAGCCCAUUUUGACCCUCAGCUACCUCCUGCUGGCCACCAGCGGCUCGAGUGCAGCCUUCAGCCCCAGCCUCCCAGUCUACAUGGUCUUCCGCUUCCUGUGCGGCAUGAGCAUCUCCGGCAUCUCCCUGAGCACCGUCAUCCUGAAUGUGGAAUGGAUGCCUACCCGGAUUCGGGCCAUCUCGUCCACAGCCAUCGGCUACUUCUACACCUGCGGCCAGUUCCUCUUGUCUGGCCUGGCCUAUGCCAUUCCCCAGUGGCGCUGGCUGCAGCUGACUGUAUCCGUGCCCUUCUUCAUCUUCUCCCUGCUGUCCUGGUGGAUCCCUGAGUCCAUCCGCUGGAUGGUACUAUCUGGAAAGUUCACGAAGGCUCUGCAGACUCUGCAGCGUGUGGCCGCCUUCAAUGGCAAGAAGGAAGAAGGGGAGAAGCUCAGCAUGGAGGAUCUGAAGUUCAGCCUGCAGAAGGACAUCGCCUUGGCCAAACUCAAGUACGGCAUCCUGGACCUGUUCCGAGUGCCCAUCCUGCGGCGCGUGACUCUCUGUCUCUCACUGGCAUGGUUUUCCACUGGCUUCGCCUACUACAGCUUGGCCAUGGGCGUGGAAGAGUUUGGGGUGGACAUCUACAUCCUCCAGGUCAUCUUCGGGGGGGUUGACAUCCCCGCCAAGCUCAUCACCAUCCUCGCCUUAAGCUACCUGGGCAGGCAUGUCACCUUGGCCUCUGUGCUGAUCCUGGCCGGAGGCGCCAUCCUGGGUCUCAUCUUCACGCCCGAGGACAUGCACAUCCUGAAGACAUCACUGGCUGUGUUUGGAAAGGGAUGCCUGUCAGGCUCCUUCAGCUGCAUCUUCCUCUACACGAGUGAGCUCUACCCGACAGUCAUCCGCUCCACACCCCUUCCCAGGCAGACAGGCAUGGGCAUCAGCAACAUGUGGACCCGUGUGGGCAGCAUGAUCGCCCCACUGGUGAAGAUCACGGGCGAGGUGCAGCCCUUCAUCCCCAACAUCAUCUACGGGACCAUGGCCCUCCUGGGGGGCAGCGCUGCCUUCUUCCUGCCUGAGACCCUCAACCGCCCUUUGCCAGAGAACAUUGAGGAUUUGCAGCAGUGGUACAAGCCAGCGAAGGAUACCAAGCUGGAGCUGGAGGCAGAAAAGGAGGCCCAGAAGAUACCUUUAAAAUCAAGCAGCCCAGGCCUGGGCCCCAGCUGAACAUAGGGCCCUCCUGCCCUACAGCAAGCCUCGUGGCCCCGCCUGCCUCGGCCCCUGGGCGGGGCCUGGGUGGGUUCGUGCCCCCCACAUAGCCUCCUGUGGGUGCAGUCAAAGCACCCACCUCCUCCUCUGGUGCCUCACCACAGCCAGCCCAGCUGCCUGCCCGCCCCGGCCCUGCUGCCCCGGCCCAGUCUCUCCCCGAGGCCCCGGCUCAGCCCUGGCAGACAGCGUCCCCUUGUUGCCCUCAACCCCUCUCCUGGGUAGGAAAUUUCAAUAAACAGCAAUGAGAACUCAA